Messenger RNA from Entrophospora candida, 1133 nucleotides. The record is from the annotation of a GenBank genome assembly. NCBI's taxonomy places the organism in Eukaryota, Fungi, Glomeromycota, Glomeromycetes, Entrophosporales, Entrophosporaceae.
CAACAAUUAGACCCAAGAUCACUGUUUACUCUGAGGCAGGUGACAGUAGUAUCGAGACUAUCACACUACCAGCAGUGUUUAAAGCACCUAUUAGACCUGAUAUUGUUAGAGUAGUUCACACCAAUAUUUCAAAAAAUAAUCGUCAACCUUAUGCUGUCUCAUCAAAGGCUGGUCAUCAAACAUCUGCUGAGUCUUGGGGUACUGGUCGUGCUGUAGCACGUAUCCCUCGUGUAUCUGGAGGCGGAACACAUCGUGCUGGUCAGGGAGCUUUUGGUAAUAUGUGUCGUGGAGGACGUAUGUUUUCACCUACAAAAACUUGGCGUAAGUGGCAUGUUAAAACCAAUUUAAAUCAAAAAAGAUAUGCCAUCGCAUCAUCAUUAGCAGCAUCAUCAGUUCCAGCUUUAGUUUUAGCACGUGGACACAGGAUUGAAGAGAUUCAAGAAGUUCCAUUGGUGAUAGGUGAUGGUAUUGAAUCAUUGGAGAAGACAAAAGCAGCAGUCCAAUUGCUUAAAGCAGUUAAUGCUUAUCGAGAUAUUACUAAAGUAUCCAAUUCUCGUAAAUUGAGGGCUGGCAAGGGGAAAAUGCGUAACAGGCGUCACAGACAACGUAGAGGACCUCUUAUUGUUUAUAAUACUGAUAAUGGAAUUGUUAAGGCAUUUCGUAAUAUUCCUGGUGUUGAAGUAGUUAAUGUUAGAAGUUUGAAUUUAUUACAAUUAGCACCAGGUGGUCAUUUAGGUAGAUUUGUUAUCUGGUCUCGAAGUGCUUUUGCUUUGUUGGAUUGUUUGUUUGGCACCUACAGAAGAUCUUCUUCUAUGAAGAAGGAUUAUCGUCUACCAUCACAUAUCAUAUCCAAUUCUGAUGUAACACGUCUCAUCAACUCUAAUGAAAUCCAAUCAAUCCUAAGACCAGCAAGAGAGAAACACACAAAACGACCAUAUACACAAAAGAAGAAUCCAUUACGUAACAAUGGUGUCAUGAUUCGUCUUAAUCCUUAUGCUAAAAUAUUGAAAAGAGGUGAAAUUAUACGUGCUGAAAAAUUGAAAUCUGGUAAAAUCCAAAAGAGUAAACGUCAAGCAAAGGCUAGUACCAAGGCAUCAGAAAAAUUUUUGAGUAUUUUGUUAUCAGAUAAUUAA